Messenger RNA from Penicillium lagena, 1368 nucleotides. RefSeq lists its product as uncharacterized. NCBI's taxonomy places the organism in Eukaryota, Fungi, Ascomycota, Eurotiomycetes, Eurotiales, Aspergillaceae. The record is from RefSeq and is a predicted model, not a curated record. Bases 1 to 1368 code for a protein of 455 amino acids. The transcript has a single exon.
AUGAGCGAACACGACCAGUCUCGCAGCACUGCCCUCGAUAUUCGACCCAUUGAUACUGUGCAAGUUUUUCGUACACAACAUCACGCCGGUCUAAGCCCCAGAGCUCCCAAUAUCAUCAGCACGAUCUUUGCUCCGGUGACUGCGAACGCAGUGAUGGUCUAUGGCGUGUGCAGCAAACUUCCCCAUCUCUGUGAGACGCAGUGGGGAAUUGCGUUAGGUUCAUCCCUGAGUUUGGCAGCCUUUGCCAUCUAUGACCACUGGUAUUAUGGCCGACGCGAGCGAGCGAAUGAUCUGCAAGAAUCAAUCAACAGUGUCAAAAAAUCGAACCAUGAUAUCAAUAUGCUAAAAUAUCAAGAAGAGAAAGCCAAAAACGAAGUUGCUAUUCAGGCGUGGGACCUUUUCGAUAAAGAGCAGAACGCUAGAAAACGAACAUGGCAGUACACUUGGAAGCCUAAAUUCGAGAGCUAUAAAACUAUAGCCACCAAUCCCGCAAUGGCCUCCUUGAUUGAAAAAGCAGAGGAUUUGAUGGACAAGACUAUCAAGGCCGAGGACGAUUUUAUAGAGAACAAGAAGCGUGCUGUGACACUUCAGCAAUUAACGGACGGAGAGGAAGGCGUUCUUCAUUGGACCGCCUUGCUCAAACUGGAACAGGAAGCCGAGGAGGCAGUCACGGCCCUCGAAAAGGCAUUGCAAGAAGCGUCAGCCGCGUUUCAAAAUUCUUGGCUAGACGUGAAAAAGGCCAACGAUGACACAAUUUCCGCAAAUUCUCAGUCGAGGAGGUCGGUGGCUCGACGGAUGUUAGAAUAUAACAAGCCCCGCCUGCUUAUCGAAACGAACACGAACUGCGAUGCCCAAUAUUGUCAUCGGAUAUGGCACAUGCCGUCGACUCCGGACCUAAGGACAAAGCGCAACAUCGGGGACACCGAAUCCGACGUUAUCCAUAAUAUUUAUUUUACUCCCCUGAAUUACGGAUUCGAUGAGCAUCAUCUUUUGCAGCGCCGUCUUCCUCCUGUCUGGGAUGAUAAUUAUAAUGAAGAUUUUGUUGAAGAUUGCACCGAUACUGCCGAUCUCGACGGCCGCGAGAUCCCUAUUCGAAUAGCUGCCAUGUGGGGUGGUGACUUUGAGAGCUUGGAAUCAAUCGCUAAACUGGGCAAGGCCAAUAUACUCGACCUUCGAAAGGCGCUUUCGAAGGACACAAACUUGAUAAUGCUUGGCACGGGAGAUUGGGCAUGCCUGAACACCGAUUACGACCACGAGGGGAAACCAGCAACCAGAGCCGCUGUAAUUGUCACCGACGAUGAGGAGAAGUUGCAUGAAAAUGCCACACCCAUACUCGAAAAAUGCAAGGGUAUCCUCGCGGAUGAGUAG